Onychomys torridus (southern grasshopper mouse) is the source of this 4673-nucleotide messenger RNA. It is a transcript of the gene Slc44a5, whose product is annotated as solute carrier family 44 member 5. The record is from RefSeq and is a predicted model, not a curated record. Gene Ontology annotation, molecular function: transmembrane transporter activity. The transcript has 23 exons. Gene Ontology annotation, biological process: transmembrane transport. The coding region runs from base 274 to 2454 and encodes 726 amino acids. Gene Ontology annotation, cellular component: membrane. Lineage: Eukaryota; Metazoa; Chordata; Mammalia; Rodentia; Cricetidae.
CGGCACUGCGCCCUCCAGCAGAGGCGCCGCACAGCAGAGUGGGCCACCGCGGCCACCGCAGCGUGUGCGGGGGGCUGGCAGCGGGCAGUGGAGGGGCGGCUGCGCCCGCGCAGCACAGCCGAGCGGAGCCGAGCGCGCAGCCUGGCCGCCGCCGCCUGGCACAUGCCAUCGCCGCCACAAAGAGCUCCCUGAACCCGGGCGGCCCUAGCUCCAGGGGCUGCGCCUCGCAGGAGGCUCUGCGCUACGGGCCGUGGGGAAGGGACCAGACUGAGGAUGGCCCGGAAGAGAAAGCCCCCCUGCAUCCAGGGUGAUUCAAGGAGCUAUGAUCCAGAUUUCCAGAGACCUACUGCGAACAGGAGUUGUACGGACGUUCUGUGCUGUAUGAUCUUCAUACUGUUUGUUACGGGCUACGCUCUGUUAGGACUCGUGGCUUGGACACAUGGUGACCCCAGGAGAGUGGCCUAUCCUACAGACAGCCAGGGACACUUUUGUGGCCAGAAGGGAACCCCCAAUGAGAACAAGACCAUUUUGUUUUACUUUAACCUGUUCAGGUGUACCGGUUCUUCCAUGAUGCCGAGGCUACAGUGCCCUACUACACAGUCAUUUAAGGCUGGAUCUGUGGAGAGGAGAAACAAACCCCAGAUCUGCGUCUCCAGGUGCCCAGAGAAAUUUCUAACCUACUUCGAAAUGCAAUUCUUUAAUGAAAGAGACAAAAGCCACUGGGAAUACUACCGCCAGUUCUGCAAGGCCACGGCCAGGCCUGCAACGACUUUCUCAGAUCUGUCCCGUGGUGACUGCCCCCCAGCAGUUUAUCCAAGUAGACCUUUCCUGCAGAGAUGUCUGCCUUACUUCUCCUCCAUCAAGGGAAAUUUAACCAUAGGAAAUGAGAUGCAAUUUGAAGAUGGAAGUGGGAGGAGCAGAAAUGUCAUAGAACUCACGGAGGUUGCGAAUGGCAUCACUAAAUUCCUCAAUGCAAGGACAUUUGGGAUGAAGGUAUUUGAAGACUAUGUGACUUCAUGGAAGUGGAUUCUCAUUGGCCUGACCAUUGCCAUGGUGCUGAGUUGGACUUUUUUGAUACUCCUGAGGUUCAUAGCUGGAUUCCUCUUCUGGGUCUUCACAUUUGGUGUGCUUGGAAUUCUAGGAUAUGGAAUAUGGUAUUGUUAUCUGGAAUACAAUGACCUUCAGGAAAAACCACAGUCAGCUUUCAUGAUCUACGACAUUGGGAUUAAGACCAACAUAAGCAUAGUCUUUCCUUUGAAACAGACGUGGUUCUCAAUGAUGAUCAUCUUGUCCAUCAUUGAAGCCGUCAUCAUCAUUGUGCUGAUCUUCUUCAGGAGGCGGAUCCUCGUGGCCAUCAUCCUGCUGAAGGAAGGAAGCAAAGCCAUUGGCUACAUCCCCAGCACCUUAGUCUACCCGAUUUUAACUUUCUUCUUGCUGUCAAUCUGCAUUUCCUACUGGGCCGUGACAGCCAUUUUCUUGGCCACAUCAGGGGUACCAAUAUUCAAAGUUAUGGUCCCAGAAGGAGAAUGUAGAUAUGAAGAUGAAAUCUGUGACCCAGAGAUUUUUCCUAAAACUAACAUUCCCAAACUCUGCCCUGGGGCAUCAUGUAACUUCGCUUUCUAUGGCGGAAGGAGUGUGUAUGACAGUUACAUCGUGACCUUCCAGAUCUACAACCUCUUUGCCUUUCUCUGGCUUAUAAACUUCGUCAUUGCACUGGGUCAGUGUACACUCGCCGGUGCCUUCGCCUCUUAUUACUGGGCCAUGAGAAAACCUGAGGACAUCCCCAAGUACCCGCUCUUCAUCUCAUUUGGACGAGCAGUACGAUAUCACACGGGUUCUCUAGCCUUUGGAUCUUUGAUCCUGGCAUCAGUUCAGAUGUUCAAAGUGAUCUUAGAAUACCUGGACAGGCGACUUAAAAAGAAAGAGAACAGAGUUUCCAAGUUCCUACAGGGCUGCCUACAGUGUUGUUUCUGGUGUUUAGAAAAGUUGGUGAAGUUCUUAAACAGAAAUGCCUAUAUCAUGAUUUCAUUAUAUGGCAAAAACUUCUGUGAUUCAACAAAGGAUGCUUUCUAUCUGCUCAUGAGAAACAUUCUGAAAGUUGCAGUUACAGAUGAAGUCACACACUUUGUAUUACUCCUGGGAAAAAUUCUAGUUUCUGGGAUUGUCGGUGUCCUGGCCUUCCUACUCUUCACAGAGAGACUGCAAAGGAUUAUAGAAGGACCAACGACUUUAAAUUACUACUGGGUACCUUUCCUGACCAUCGUGAUUGGAUCUUACCUGAUUGCUCACGGAUUCUUCAGUGUCUAUUCAAUGUGUGUUGAAACCAUUUUCAUCUGCUUCUGUGAAGAUCUGGAGAGAAAUGAUGGAUCUGCAGAGAAACCUUACUUUGUAACCCCCAGCCUGCACAGGAUUCUGACCAAGAAGCACCCAGUUCCCCAGAGACAGACAGAAUAGAAAAGCUCCAAGCAGGGGUUUUGUGAAUUAGGUUGAUUGCAAUAUGAAAAUGUUGCUUUGGAGCAGUGUGCAGAUUCCACGCUGUUUCUGAAAAGGUUGCAAUUGGUACCAUUUGAGGGUCAGGGGUUUGAUUGACAGUGGCCUAACUUACUUUAUAGACUGUGGUCCCAACUGCAAAAAAUUGUAGGUGACAAUGUUUUAAUAAUUUUUAUAACUUUGCUAGCCUUUCUUUUUUAUAAGUGUGUAUUUGUAAAGGAUAUUCAGGCAAUUUUUUACAACACUAUAAAUGUGUAAUCAAUUAGCCAUAAAAAUAUUGUAGUUGACCAGCAUAUGGAACUAAAUUUGUAAAUAUGGUGCUAUGGUUAUAGUUACUGUUUAAGCUGGUGAACAGCUCUCUAAAACUGUGAUUCAACUUGUAACCCUGGUUCCCUAGAAAGCAUUUUUCAAGUGGGCGAGUUAGUCCAUGACAAGCAUGUAGAGGUGCGGGUCUCAUGGGUUCAGCAGCUAACAUCACUACAGAUGAAGUGAAUCUGAGGCCUAGUGGUCCAUCUGUUUCAGAAAUGAGACUCAUAUUGGGGUCAAAUCUAGGUUUGGAAAUAUCAUUUCCAUUCCUAUGAACCUUUGGCCACCUGAGAAUAUUCUGAAAACAGAGCAGAAAUGGCUGUCUCACUCAUCUCUUGCCUUUUGCCUGAGUUUCCUGUUCCAGACAUAUAGAAGGCCUGUGGACUUUCCUUUUCGUGAGUACACAUGUGUGUUUUGUGUGACUUCUUAUGCAGAAGGUCUGAUUUCAACUUCCAGUGAGGGAAGGAAGCAAAUGGGUCUGUUCAGAUUUUACUCUAAUAGGCCUUCUAUCAGGGUGUGUGUUUCACAUUGGAAAUUCCACGCCCCAUCACCCCAGGGCUUAGAAAAGAAGCUGGUUUGUUGUGGUCAUGCCUGAAUCUCUCAUGAUGCAGAAAAGUGUGAAUUGGACCAGUACACCUUGCCUGCUCUUCCCUGUGUGUGGAGGUGGACCUUAUGGCUAGUUACAAAAGCCCCUCCAAGAGCACAGGAUUAAUCAGUGCCCUUUUGGCACUAAACUCAUGUCAGAUUGUCUAUAUAUUAAUAAUGGAAUGUGUGGAUAUCAAUACGGCCCUCACGUUUGAGAGUCGGAAAUAUAUCCUUGAGUUAUAAGUUAAUAUAAACGCUAAUUUAUUUACUUAUCAUGAAGUGUGUGGACCUAGAUUUAGAAUGGUUUUAUGAAGACUUCCUACAUAGAGUCAAUUGUUCCAGAAGGUUUUCAAAGUGUUGGUCCGCGUGACUGCCAGCCUCUUGUUCUGGGCUUACUUUAUUGAGAUUAUUCGGUCCCAAUGUCACUUGGCAAAGAACCUUCCUCAUCCUUCCUUGAUAAGGAGAGAAAAUCGAUCGCUUGUCUUUUUCUUGAAUUUUCGUAGUCUUUUGUUUUCAACCAUGCAAGGACCUCAGCAAAGACCUUUAAGAAUGUGACAUCUGCUAGUGAACCUAUAGCCACAGGUGUCCACUUUACCCAGUGAUAAAAUCCUCUAGUUGAUUCAGCUACACACAAAAACUUGCUAUAGAUCAGAUGUGAGAAAUCAGCUGUCUUUUUGCUGUGCUAUGGUGUAUUCCUGCUCAGAAAAAUAGUCUCUGUUUAUUACUUCUGUAAUUAAAAUGUAUAGAGUAAAAAUGAAUGUUGUUUUUGAGGAGAAUUUUAGAAGCCAUUUUUUACACAGCAAUUAAAGUUUUUAAAAUACAGAGCAAUAUUUUCAGAACUGUCCAUGGAAGAUUUGAGAUUACACAUAAAGGCCACUUUGUCAGGGUUUUACUAUCUAAAUUGUCAUAGGCAAAACAGAGACAAUGUGGAAACGGAUAUUGUAAAUUAGAAAGUAAAUUUGGGUGGGGAGUAAAUGUUAUUUCCUCAGUCAUUCCAUGGAAAGGCUUGAACUGUUGCCAGAACUGACCUGGGACACAGAAUGAAAUGGUAGCUUUUCGUUUUAUUAACAAGGGCUGAUGGUUUUCCAUAGCUGUUUACAAUGAUACUGAUGUGUGUCUAAAAGCGAUGUCUGGCGUUGCUGUGCAGCGAGUGGGCAGCAGGUGGCGAUGUUGCUCCUCCUACCGCUCUGCUGUGCUGUUGACGCUCUGCCCUCCUCCCUCCUAGUGGAAGACCUAGAGAUAAACGAGGGCUCUGGCGCAAGACCCCUUUUCACCACUCCGACUCUCAUGAA